This is a messenger RNA of Paramuricea clavata, 4690 nucleotides long. Lineage: Eukaryota; Metazoa; Cnidaria; Anthozoa; Malacalcyonacea; Plexauridae. The record is from the annotation of a GenBank genome assembly.
GUGCCAAACGUAUUGAACUGUGCUGCAAUCUGUCAGAGGGAGGCACAACACCAAGUAUUGGUAGGACAUUGUAUGAUUAUUACUGUAUGUAAGAGAUAAGUAAUGAGCAGUCGCCGGAUCUGUAAAAUACACAUAUGGUUGUUCUUGCCUAUUACAUAAGCAGGGGUGGAAAAAAUAGGCGAGCAGAAAAAUAGGUUGAACAGCUGCUUGAAAUUCGUUUGAGUGAAGAUUUUGCAUUGAAAAUUUGAAGGAAACCUUAACACCCAUGUCCCACUAUGGGCGCAACAACAUGUGGUUGACAGACAUUAUUCCUUGAAUUUAAAACCAUGAUCAGCUGGAACACUAUACGUUUAUGCACAGAUUCAGCACAAAAAUACUCUGUUGGUUUGCAGGUUUUUCUUGCCCUGUACGUAAGCAUGUAUAUUACAUGACGUGCAUAUUACAUGUACAUCGGCUACGAAUGCUUUACAUUUUUUCAAUGAGAUAUUGAUUAAAGCUACGUUUACACGCUGCGAUUUGUCGUGUACGAUUCGUAUUAUGACAUUUACUGCUGACGCCACAAUUCCUUUUCAUUCAGAUUAUGGCAAAAUUUGAAAUGCAACCACUUUACGCAUGCUUAUUUGAUUACAUAGGCCUACGUUAGAAUACGAAUCGUACACAACAAAUCGCAGCGUUUAAAUGUAGUUUAAGGAUUCAUUUCUUUUGAAUUUCAGUUCUUGUUGAAUUAUUUCCAUUUCGUUUAUUUUAUUAAAUUACAAUGGGGGAAAGAAAUGGAAAUUGCAUUGUGAUUUAUAUGUUUGUACUUUUUAGGUUUGUUGAAAGUGAUCAAGUGUAAUGUUUCACUGCCAGUUUUUGUUAUGAUCAGACCAAGAGGUGGAGAUUUCCUCUAUACUGAAGCAGAGUUUGAAGUAAUGAUUGAAGAUUGUGAACAAGUUAUAAAUGCAGGAGCUGAUGGCAUUGUUUGUGGUAUUCUCACAAAGUAAUGUUCGAAAAGAAAUUAGCGACACUAAUCAUAUUAAACGUUCGGUCAAAUUUUAUUUACCCUGUUUCAUAAUUUAACAGCUAUCAGAAAGGACAUUUCAUUCAAAAAAUAAAAUCCAUACCAUGUAUUUGCAAUGUAAUUUCCAUAUGAUUAAUCAUAUGGAAAUUGCAAAUAUAUGGUAUGGACAUUGGAUUAUCUGAAAGUUUCAACUACAGUCUGUUUCAUCCAACAAUCCUCAGGAUCCAUUUACUGUAAAGCUUUUUUUCAUCGGAUGAAUCAGACUGAUGGAAACUUUGAGGUUAGCGAAAUUGGAUUUCCAUAUUUUAACCAGGAUCCAUAAUUACUAUUUCUAUAGUAAAAAUUUUGAAAACAAUCCUGUUUUUUUGUCACUUUCCUGCAGGCCUCGAAAUAAAUCUGGAUGAAUCUGGAUGUUAUACCGGUCAUUAUGACCGGUGGAUCACUAAAUUUACUGGUCACAGAGGAAUUUAUGCCGGUCAUUGUCACUCCUUAGCUUUUUUUCCCCUCAUCUUUCGCGUGACUCGUAACUUUAGAAACAACUGUGUAUUUUAUUUGUAUUUGCAUACAAAGUAGAAGUAUGGCGUUUAUCAAAGCUGUAGUAGUAACAUUAAUUACUAACAUUGUUUACUAGCAAAUUAAUAUAUUAAAUCGCUAAUGACAACUGUAGUUUGAGUUGUGAGCAUGCUUUAAUUAGGCUGCAUUCCAGUUACGCGUUUUUCAUACGUACGUACACGCACGUAAAAGUUGAAAUCGCUUUACAUCCUACUUAUGAAAUAACUAAAUUUAUAAAAGGACAGCAUUCAGUUUUGUGUAUGAUUUAAUGUGUAUUUGUUAAGGUUAUUUGCACUUAUAUGAAAUUUUAAAAGAUUUAAACUUUUCCGUCGCACGUGUGAAAAACGCGUAACUGGAAAACAGCCCUUUAAUAGGCACAAUGCUUGCGGUCAGUAUCGUAUCUGUAUGGCAAAAUGUGUCACUUCUCCGCCCUUAUUAGCAUGCACCGUAGACGGACGUACACUUCUUUGGAAAAUUGGAAAUCAAAAAUCUGCUCCAUUUUUGAACGUACUUUUUUAUUAAAAAAUUUACCGGUCACGCAUGUCCGCCAGGCGAUAGUAUUUUCCGGUCAAACUGUGAAAUUUUACCGGUCAGUGACCGGUGACCGGCACUUAUUUCGAGGCCUGCUUUCCUCUAGGUAAAGUGAGAGCAAGGUAAAAUGUAAGUUAAUUAAGCUGUAAAGAACCGUUUCCAAAAUUGUAUUUUUCUUUAUAGGCAAGGCGAAAUCGACGUUCCUGGCUGCAAAAAAUUGUUAGGUAACGAUCAAAUAUGCAUGUAUAUAAGGUGUAAAGCAAUACGCCUUUCCUUUUGUAAUAUCCUAUAAUUAGAACAGCAUACUUUUUCUCCUGGGGCCGCGGUUGUUCAAAGCACGAUUAGAGCUAACCUUGGGUUAAAUUUAACUCAUUGCUUUGAUUUACAUAUUUCUGUACGUCUGUUUAUUUCAAAACGUUAGAAAAUUAAAUUUCUGAUGAUCCAGACAAGUUUCUGAAAAAAUAUUUCCAAGUUUAUAAAUAAGCUGCUGGCCAGUAUGCUUUGAAUUUCACAUUAACCCUGGGUUUAGCUAUAACCGGUUUUUGAACAAGAGACUUCCAUGCGCUCAUGUGAACCCAUUAAAUUUUGCAUGUAAUCAUAGAAAUGGUCUCAUUCCUUUUCCUUUUGUUACAGGCAUCAUCAAGCCACUUCCUGUGACAUUUCAUCGAGGUAAAAAAUUUGUGUUGACUUUUCAAUAAAUAUAGAAAACAGACCUUAUGCACAAUGACGUCACAAGGCUUGAUGCCCGCGAGGAAUGCUGGUCUUAACAUUUCGAUAGUGGCCAUUUUGAAUUUUUUAAUUUUCCAGGGCGAUGACUACUAAGACCAGCAUUCCUGGCGGGCAUUAAGCCUUGUGACGUCAUUAUGCAUAAGGUCUAUUGACCAAUAUGAAUGCAAUCUCCGAAGAAAUUACCUUCACGAAUCAACUUUUCGUAACUCCAGUCUAGCGCUUUUAUUAGGUAUCGCAACAUGCAACUGUUGAUAUGCUCGACGAAUCACGUCUCGCGGGCAACAAAGUGGAGUACGCAAAAUUAAUAACAUUUUCUAUUCCGUCAAAAAAAAUGCAUUACUGAAGGUGGUAAAGGUACAUAUAAUGAUGGACUUCUGUGUUGUGAAACGUGAUUUACAUCCCUAUACAUGAGCCGUGAUUGCCGGUAAUUUUUGUCUAUGAAAUGAGAAUUUACUGCGACCAGUAAAACAAAGACUGGGCGAGUACGCCGAGUAGAACUUCAAUUAUGUAUUUUAUUUGAUUUAUCGGUUGGUUUUUAACAUGUUUCAGUGGUAUGCUUUUCUUGCUGAAGUUUUGCCAACUUCAAAGUACGGUAAAAAGGUUUAAGAAAGGCAUGAUAUACUCAAUUUUAAAACUGUGUCUUUAAUUUUUGUGAAAUGACCAUAUUUUGCAUGCAUGUGAAACGUGAACUGCCUGUUUUACCCGAACGUGAACUGCCUGUUUUACAAUGCUCUCCUGAAAUUUGCUACUUUUGGGCUGAAAGUCCGUUAACAUGGGUCUUUCUUAGGAUAAUUAAAGUCAAAAUUUGUCUUUUUCUGGCCAUUUUAAAAAUUACGCUUCACAACAACAUUGAACUCGUUAUACAUUUGUUUGUACGCCGUUCACAAGUUCAUUUUGCAGCAGAUUGUAACUUUUCAUCCAAUAGCGAAAUAUUUUAUAAUAUUUCUUUCCAUUGUACAAUCUUUGAGCAUGUAUAAAGUGACUGUUUUAUUCGCCCAAUUUUUUUCAAAUUUCGGAAAACGCUUUGUAGAUUGCGUGAUAAUAUAUAAGUGUUAAUUCACCUUAAUUCCAUCCCCUACAGCAUUUGACAUGGUUCCUGAUCAGAGUGCUGCUUUAGAAGUCAUAAUAAACUUGGGGUUUGAUCGUAUUCUCACAAGUGGUGGAAAACCCGACGUACUCCAGGGAGCACCCCGUUUAAAAGAUCUUGUGAAUCAGGUAUUAAAAAUUGCCAGGGUUUUAAUGUGUAUUUACAUAGUCGAUACUAUAGAAAGGUUUGAUUGGAUUUGGGUUUGGCUACUGGUAAUGAGUUAAGGUGUAUGGUGUUAAGGUUAGGUAGGGGGUUAUGGUCGGCUUUAGGGCUGGAAUUUAAGGCUAUCGAGUGGAGUUAUGGCCAUGUAGCGAAGUAGCUAGUAUAUUUAGCUAUACGCAGCCAAAUUGGUAGCAAAUCACAGCUUGGUGUGGUAGGGUAUUCUAUAGUAACUGUUAUGCCUGAACAUAUUUGCAAGGUAGAAUACAUUCAUUUUUGUUGCAGUAAUCUUUGUAUAUAGUAAAACAGGCUUCCAUUUUCCCCCAUGGUUUUAUUAUGCAAAUUUCCCUCAGUUAAAAUGUUGAAUGACAUUCUUGCAGUUUUGUUUCCAACAUAAAUGACAUCAAAAUACAAGGUAAAUUGCAGGAUGUAACAGCGACGUAAGCCAUUAGGUAGCGUCGACAUUGUUUUCCAUAAAACUCAGCGAGAGAUAUUCGCCCAGUGCACUGGUGUUCGAUUUUGCCGCCCGAGCAUAUGCUUUAAUUGAGUGAACCAAUUAGUAAAAAGUCAUUAUAAAAUAUUUUCUCGUUGCGCAGGCUGGAAGACGGAUUAUCAUUAUGCCAGGCAAGUAA